Molecule: messenger RNA, 333 nt
Organism: Plasmopara halstedii
Lineage: Eukaryota; Oomycota; Peronosporomycetes; Peronosporales; Peronosporaceae
Exons: 3
Coding region: 1-333 (110 amino acids)
Source: RefSeq, a predicted model, not a curated record
AUGGUUGGGUUUUUGCGCAAGAAAAAAUCAGACCGCGCUGUGCUCUCAGGCGACACUGUUUUAGAUCGCAAAGGCAAAGUAGACAGCGCCAGCUUGUUAGACGGCGAUGGAGAGCCCACUGAAGGCUCGCUCUUUGACGUGAAUGGCAAGCGCGUGAGCCACAACCAGCGCAACUCGGACGAGGAGAAUCGCUCUAAACCUGUGAACAACGCCAGCUUUCCGCCAGUAAUGGCCACGGGCUUACAUGAACAAUGCGCUACCAGUAUUCAUGGUCCGAUUGCUCGUACACUGCUUUCACUGGACGGCGAUUGUAAUGAUGCAUGUCAUAGUUGA